Molecule: messenger RNA, 1169 nt
Organism: Meloidogyne enterolobii
Lineage: Eukaryota; Metazoa; Nematoda; Chromadorea; Rhabditida; Meloidogynidae
Source: the annotation of a GenBank genome assembly
CUGGAAAAACGAGUAUGAAUGAACAAUCGAGUCGCUCACAUGCAAUUUUUACAAUAACAAUUGAGUGUUCGGAAAUAAUUGCUGAUGGAAAGCAAUUACUCACACAAGGGAAACUUAGCUUUGUAGAUUUGGCAGGAAGUGAAAGACAAUCAAAAACUAAUGUCGUUGGAGAACAAAUGAAAGAAGCAACAAAGAUUAACUUAUCUUUGUCAACACUUGGAAAUGUAAUUAGUGCUUUAGCUGAUGCAAAAAGCACUCACAUACCAUACCGAAAUUCAAAACUUACAAGGAUUUUGCAAGAUUCUCUUGGUGGGAAUUCAAAGACAUGCAUGAUUGCAAAUAUUGGGCCUGCAGCAUACAAUUAUGCAGAGACAAUAAGUACAUUGCGAUAUGCGAGUCGAGCAAAGCGUAUACAAAAUAUGGCGAGAAUUAACGAAGAUCCAAAAGAUGCUUUGCUCAGGCGAUUCCAAAAUGAGAUUCAACUUUUGAAGAAAAGAUUAGAAGAAGCCGAACCAGGUUCCAAUGCAGAAAGUGAUGUUGAUGAGGAGCAAAAUUUGUCUUUAGAAGAAGCAGAUGUGAAUAAUACAGAUUCUGAGCAUCAACGUUUGGUUGAUGACCUUUUAAGUCGUGAAGAAGAGCUUAAACGGAAUAAAAGCGAAAGAGAAAAAUUAAUGCAUAAAUUAGUAGCAAUUGAGAGACAAAUAAUUGUAGGCGGUGAAAAUAUGAUUGAAAAGGCAGAGAGGCAAGCGCAACUGUUAGAUGCUGGAAACAGAGAUUUGGAACAUGCUCGUCAAAGAUUACGUAGCCAACAGGCUGAACAAAUUGAUAUCGGAGAGCAAAGUAAUAGUUUACAAGAACAAGCCCAAAGUCUUAAUAAAAAAUUGAAAAAGGUUUGGACUCAAUAUAUGCAAGCAAAGAGUGAACUACAAGAUCAGGAAAUGGAACAUCAUCGAGAAACAGAAUCUCUCCUUGAAAGUAUUAGGCAAUUACAGAGGGAAUUGCUUUAUGCGAACCUUGUUAUUAAUAGUUUUAUUCCCGAUAAUCAAAUGAAUUAUAUUGAACAAUUUGUUAAUUGGAAUGAAGAAAUUGGUGACUGGCAACUUAAAUGCAUUGUUUGUGUACUUAAUUUUGUUUUAAUUUUUAACUUUUUAGGCGUAUACCGGAAAUAA